This is a messenger RNA of Ostertagia ostertagi, 627 nucleotides long. Lineage: Eukaryota; Metazoa; Nematoda; Chromadorea; Rhabditida; Trichostrongylidae. The record is from the annotation of a GenBank genome assembly.
AUGCGUUCACCGCUCUUCCAUGCACGAUCGAAUGGACAAGCCGAGCGUUUCGUCGAUUCAGAAGAGAUCCCUGCUAAACUAAAAACGCCGUGCACGUCAACUCCUGGACAGCUUUCACCAGCAGAACUGUUUCUUGGACGUCAAAUAAGGGCUACCUUGACAUCACUGAAGGAAACAACCAAAUACCAAAAAAUGGAAAGUCAAUUCAACCGUGAACACGGCGCUCGCGAGAUCGUACGAGACUGGAGAGCCAGUCUGAAUUUGCAACUACCGUUCUGGACUCAAGCUAUUUAUCUUGGUACACGUAACAGUCGUUUUAGACGAGUUCUGUACAACGUUCUGAAGGAAAAAGGUCAGGUGUGGAAAAAAAAAACGGAUAAAUCAAGCAAACAAUUGGAGUGUGGCGAAUCAUGCAAGCUAGAUCGAAAGAAAAUACCACUGACGGAUGAACAUGAACACUUCAUGGACAUUGCUAGAGCGAAGAUCGACUGCAAAGAUCGGAAGAAGCUCAGCUUCACGCUAAGCUUCUUUCGAACUCUGCAGUCGGAUUUUCCUAGACAAGGAAAUGCAAAAAGAAUCUCCCAUGAGAGCAACGACUACGUGGAGAACCGGCUAGAGAAAAGGUGA